Arabidopsis arenosa is the source of this 798-nucleotide messenger RNA. Lineage: Eukaryota; Viridiplantae; Streptophyta; Magnoliopsida; Brassicales; Brassicaceae. The record is from the annotation of a GenBank genome assembly.
GACCACUUUUUAGUUCUGACGAUUAGAUGAUCGAAGUUGGUGGAAGUAGGAAAAUUAGAGAAGAGCUCUGAUCAAAUCCAAAGAGAAAAUGUCCGGCGUCACCUCGGAGCUUAUUGCAAUGGAUGCCACUCGGUUCCAGCACACUCCCUACUACUGCGAAGAGAACGUGUAUCUGCUCUGCAAGACGUUGUGCGAGAAUGGAGUAGCGGAUGCAACGAGUUCUGAUUUGUUUGUUGUUUUUAUCUCGAAUGAGAAGAAGCAGGUUCCACUUUGGCAUCAGAAAGCUAGUAGCAGAGCUGAUGGGGUUGUACUGUGGGAUUAUCAUGUCAUCUGUGUCCAGAGGAAGAAAGAAAGUGAUUCUGAGCCUUUGGUGUGGGAUCUUGAUUCGACUUUGCCCUUCCCUUCACCCUUAGCCUCAUAUGUGACUGAAACUAUCCAGCCAUCUUUUCAGCUUUUCGCAGACUACCAGAGGUUCUUCCGCAUUGUUCAUGCUCCUCUGUUCUUUAAGCACUUUGCUUCUGAUAGAAGACACAUGAAAGAGCCUGAUGGAAGUUGGACUGCUCAACCUCCACCCUAUGAACCCAUUGUUGCCCAAGACGGAAUUUUGCACAAUUUGAGCGAGUACAUUGCCAUGAGCGGUGCGGAUACAUUGUCGAGCUUGGAUGCUGAAACAGUGAGAGCGGCGAUUUCGCAGAAACUUGGUGUUGUGGUGAGCCACACUCAGCUUCAGGAUCUCUUCACCAAGCUUCCUUAGCAUUCCAAGUCUUUUUUUUGUGGGAACAAAACUGUGUCAUAACU